Mycotypha africana is the source of this 1075-nucleotide messenger RNA. Its product is annotated as rab family small GTPase. NCBI's taxonomy places the organism in Eukaryota, Fungi, Mucoromycota, Mucoromycetes, Mucorales, Mycotyphaceae. The transcript is spliced from 5 exons. Gene Ontology annotation, biological process: regulation of vacuole fusion, non-autophagic. Bases 172 to 795 code for a protein of 207 amino acids. The record is from RefSeq and is a predicted model, not a curated record. Gene Ontology annotation, molecular function: GTP binding; GTPase activity. Gene Ontology annotation, cellular component: vacuole; fungal-type vacuole membrane; late endosome.
AAAAAAAAUUGCUGUACUUUUUAUUAGUUAGAAUUCUAUUCUGUUUCUUUUUGCCUUUGUAAAUAAGCUUAAAUCAAUAAAUCAUACGCAAUAACAAUAAUAAAAUAAUAAAAAAGAAGAAGCACCUUUUCGAACCUUUACAGUGGAAUUCAUUUUUUUCAGAAAUAAGACAUGCACAAAGACAUUCUUAAAAUUGUGCUAAUUGGCGACGGUGGUGUGGGCAAAACUAGCCUUCGAAAUCAAUAUAUCCACAAACGAUUCACAACAGCCUAUAAAGCAACCAUAGGUGCUGAUUUUAUUACAAAAGAAGUCGAAACAGACGAUGGUAGAAAAGUCAUGAUGCAGAUAUGGGAUACAGCAGGACAAGAACGAUUUCAGUCCCUAGGUGUUGCGUAUUAUAGAGGAGCAGAUGCCUGUGUACUGGUCUACGAUGUGAACAACUAUUUAUCAUUCCAGCAUUUAGACCGUUGGCGACAAGAUUUUCUGAAGCAAUCAUCGUUGCCGGCAGAAGAAGCAGAGAAUUUCCCUUUAUUGAUCAUUGGAAACAAAAUAGACAUAGAUGACAGAGUGGUAUCGAGACGACAAGCCAGAGCUUGGGCAGAAACUCAUUCGAGUGACAAGAUGCAGAUUCCAUGCUUCGAGACAAGUGCAAAGAAUGGGGAUCAUGUGGAGAAGGCUUUUGCUCAUAUUGCGCGGAUGGUGAAGAUACCUCAAAUGGAAUUGGAUAUGAACGAGAGUAACUCCUUUUCGUUGACAAGUAGUGACUCUCGAUUCAAAAAAAGUCGAUGCUGUUGAUGUGUGUGUGUGUGUGUGUGUGUGUGUGUGUGUGCACCUAGGUGGGGUGGGGGUGGUUGCUACACUUAUCGUUGUUAUUCUAUAUAUCCUUUAACUUUUUAUUAUUAUUAAUCAUCCUAAUAUUCUCACUCUUAUAGCCUUCAUAUCUUUUACUUGUGAAAAUCCCGUAAUGAUACAUAUACGUAGAAACGUACACUUUUAACAAAUGUUUUUGUACUAGAAACAUUUAUUUUAACCACUUAUUUAUUUUAUACUUGUAAAAGCGAAUAAAUUAUAAUAU